AUGGUUUUGUCAUUCGUUCAAGGUGUGAAAAAAAUCAUAUUUACCAAACUUUCCAAGAAGAAACCAGAAAUUGCGAAACAUGAUAUGCGCUUUUUGAGCAUGCGGUUUUUAUCUGAAAGAAAUCUCUUGUUUUCUGCAUCGUGUUUCGUAAAAAUAUUUGCUGAAUAUUUCCAAGAAAGUUCGAUGAUUGAAGAAUUUGUACCUGUUUGGCUCGUCGUUAAUAUGAUUAAUACAGAGGAUGAAGACAUGGUUCAAUCUUCCAAUUUCGUUUACAACGGUCUCAGUGCAUUUUUUGCUCAAAGGGGUUUUAAUAUAAUUGAUAAAAAGUUAAAUUAUGUAUCAGCAAUAGAAGUUUCUCAGUGGAUUUUUAAGGUCAUUGGUGAAGACUGCAAAAAUCGUAUAUGUAUAUCUCAGUGGAUAAAUCUUUGGAUUGAUAAGAUUGUUAGUGUUCUUACUCAUGUUCUUCCAGAUGCUCAACAAGCUGCAAUCCAGCACAGUUGUCGUAUAUGUUCUUUCAUAUUCCUUUACUGCGCUCCUCUUAUCUUUAAAACUCCUUCAGAAUGUAUUUUCAAUCGAUCACCUUUCGUUUGCUUGUGCAAAUUAUAUCUGCAAAAUUUGGUGAAAUCUCUUGUUUUUUAUCAUUUUUUUCGAUUUUUUUUAUCUUCAAAACUUAUGUAUAUCUCGGAAAUAUAUCAAAAUUUGCCUGUCGAUUUGAUCGAGGAUAUAAUACCAAAUUUUAUUAUCGGCUUAGUAAAAUUACCCAUUUCAACGACACCAUAUCUUUUUCGGCUUCUGAUUGAUGCUAUUGAAAGAUUUUCAUCAAAUUUUUUUAUCAAUGAAAAAUUGUGCGAAAUUCUGCAACCGCAUUCAGAUUUGAUUCAAAAACUCCGAUGUACUUCUUCACGUGAUUCAAAUGUUCACAAAUUUAUUUCUUCUUUUUUUGCAUAG
This is a messenger RNA of Dracunculus medinensis (Guinea worm), 948 nucleotides long. The record is from the annotation of a GenBank genome assembly. NCBI's taxonomy places the organism in Eukaryota, Metazoa, Nematoda, Chromadorea, Rhabditida, Dracunculidae.